Sphenostylis stenocarpa is the source of this 3747-nucleotide messenger RNA. Lineage: Eukaryota; Viridiplantae; Streptophyta; Magnoliopsida; Fabales; Fabaceae. The record is from the annotation of a GenBank genome assembly.
AUGGUAUGCAAAGCCAAAACAAACUCAUCUUUUUCCAUUAGGGUCCACGUUGAAGCUCACAGACAAAUUGUAGUGUAUGAUCCAAAGGGUCAUGACACGUGGCACCGUCCAGAAAACAACACUGUCCCUUUGGUAUCAUGCGCUUCUAUGCUAGACAAUGGAAGUUUUGUGCUUGUGGAUGAAGGUGGGAAGAAGGUUUGGGAGAGCUUUGAGGAGCCCACAGAUACCAUUUUGCCUGGUCAGAAUUUGGCUAAGCCUAAAAGCUUCAGAGCACGACAAUCUGACACGAGUUUUGCUAUGAUGAUGAAAGCUCUCAAUCUCCCACACAUGAGGCUUACUGGGCCACUGGAACUUUCAAGAUCACAGCUCUUCUUCGAUGAGUCUGGACGCAUGUACAUAAAAAAUGACACAGGUACAGUAAUCAGUGAAAUCACAUAUGGUGGAUCAGAUGAGUUCUUUUACAUGGCUAGAAUUGACCCUGAUGGGGUUUUCAGACUAUAUCGGCACCCAAAAGGUGAGCACACAGCUGUUGCUAAUAGCUGCAGUUCCAGAUGGUGGAGUGUGGAGCAACAGUAUCCACAAGAUAUUUGUCUUUCCUUCACGAGGCAAACUGGCAAUGUUAUCUGCGGCUUUAACAGCUACUGUGUUACCAUCAAUGAUAGGAGUAGUUGUGAGUGCCCAGAUCAUUAUUCUCCUUUUGAACAUGACAAUCUCACCGGUUGUAGACCAGAUUUUCCACUGCGUAGUUGCAAAAGAGACGGGUGGGAGCAGAAUAAGGAUCUUGUAGAUUUCAAAGAAUAUAGCAAUUUGGACUGGCCUCUCUCUGAUUAUGACAGGUGGAUUGGAACUGCAAUGGACAAGGAUAUGUGUAGACAAAAGUGCCUUGAAGAUUGUUUUUGUGCAGUGGCCAUAUAUGGUGAGGGCAAAUGUUGGAAGAAGAAGUAUCCUUUGAGCAAUGGAAGGAAGCACCCUAAUGUGACUAGAAUUGCUCUUGUCAAGGUGCCUAAAACUGAUUUAAAUAAAGGGGAAAAGGAACAGACCACACUUGUUCUUGUCAUAUCAAUACUACUUGGAAGCUCAGCGUUCCUAAAUGUUCUUCUACUCGUUGCUUUGUUUGCUGUCUUUUUCGUUUUCUACCACAAGAGGCUUUUGAAUAGCCCAAACUUGUCACUUGGUACAAUAAGCUACUUCACAUACAAGGAGCUUGAAGAAGCAACCACAGGGUUCAAACAAAUGUUGGGUGCUGGUGCUUUUGGAACUGUGUAUAAAGGGGUGUUGACAUCAAACACAAGCAGGUAUGUUGCUGUGAAGAGGCUUGACAAGGUUGUGCAAGAAGGUGACAAGGAGUUCAAAACAGAAGUGAGUGUGAUUGGACAAACCCACAACAGGAACUUGGUCCGUUUACUUGGUUAUUGUGAUGAAGGGGAGCAUCGUCUUUUGGUGUAUGAGUACAUGAGCAAUGGUUCAUUGGCUGGGUUUCUGUUUGGGAUCUCAAGGCCUCAUUGGAACCAAAGAGUGCAAAUUGCUUUGGGAAUUGCAAGGGGACUCACUUAUUUGCACGAAGAGUGCAGCACUCAGAUCAUUCAUUGUGACAUAAAGCCUCAGAAUAUACUCCUAGAUGACUUGUUCACACCUAGGAUUGCUGAUUUUGGGUUGGCAAAGUUGUUGUUGGCUGAGCAAACCAAAGCUGCUAGGACGGGUUUGAGAGGGACAAUUGGUUACUUUGCACCUGAAUGGUUCAGGAAAGCUUCAAUCACAACCAAAGUAGAUGUGUACAGCUUUGGAGUGGUGCUGUUAGAGAUCAUAUGUUGCAAGUCAGGUGUUGCCUUUGCGCUGGAAAGUGAAGAAGAUGCACUAAUAGAUUGGGCUUAUCGUUGUUAUAGCCGAGGAAAGGUGGCUAAAUUGGUAGAAAAUGAUGAGGAUGCAAAGAAUGAUAUAAAGUGGGUGGAGAAGCAUGUGAUGGUUGCAAUUUGGUGCACUCAAGAAGAUCCUUCACUCAGACCCUCCAUGAAGAAGGUUACACAAAUGCUCGAGGGUGUUACAACAGUUUCUGUGCGUCCUUGCCCUUCUAUUCGGAGUCUGAGUCGACCCGCCGCGAUCUCAAACACUCAUUCAUUUUCUCCGACUCACAAAGCCAACCUUUUUGUUUUUGUUGUGUUCUUCUCUUUGAAUCUGAAUCAAUCCUUCAAUCGCUCUACCGGAUUGCUUCGAUCUGCAAGCUGGCUAUGGACUACGAACCCUAUGACAGUAGCGGUAAUCUCUCUCCCCCCACUCUCUUCCCCUUUUAGGUUUAGGUCGCAACUGAGAUACGCUUUUGCUUUAUGGUUCUUGCUCGUUCACUCGCUUGACCUAAAUUUCGAGGUGAAAAGAGGGUGGGGGGACGACAAGACACUGUCUGUGUACUGCGACUCAUUAUGCACAGAAGGAAUGGUUGCUGUGUCAUUUCAGUGGAUGGGAACUGAUGAUGAUCUUCCACCAACCCAUCAGAAUAGAAUUUCCAGGGGAGGAGGGGGAGGAGGAGGGGGACGUCUAGCUGGGAAUGGAAGAUCAGCUGUUGGUUCAAUUCCGUACCCUAGGAUGUAUGGGGAAAUUGAUAUGGAGACCCAAAUUCAUCAGCUUGAGCAAGAAGCGUACAGUUCAGUUCUAAGAGCCUUUAAAGCUCAAGCCGAUGCCAUUACUUGGGAGAAAGAAAGUUUGAUUACAGAGCUGAGAAAAGAACUGAGAUUGUCAAAUGAGGAGCACAGAGAACUUCUAGGUCGAGUUAAUGCAGAUGAUGUGAUACGGAGGAUAAGGGAGUGGAGACAGACAGGUGGCCAUCAGCCUGGUGUACUUAGUACUGGUCAAGGUCUUCAUGACUCAGUUCCCAGUCCUACGGUCUCUGCUUCUCGCAAAAAGCAGAAGAUUACACCAUCUGUACCAUCACGAUCUUUUGGUGGGCCUUCUCCUCCAUUUCACCCCCAAACAGUGACUGCACCCCACCAACCAUCUUCUUCUGCAGCGAAACGAGGAUCUGUUCCUGGAUCAAAGGGAAAGAAACACAAACCUGGUCAAAUAUUACCCGGUGUCUCUUCAAUGAAACAGUAUCCUUCCUCUGGACCAGCUGGAAGGAAUCAAGCACCUAAUAGAGCUGUCGCAGGUGAGCAUGCGGAGGGAGCAUCAUUUGACUCUUUGGUUGGUAGGAGAGUGCGGACAAGAUGGCCUGACGACAAUAACUUUUAUGAAGCUGUUAUCACGAAUUACAAUCCAGCUGAUGGACGCCAUAAUCUGGUCUAUGACAUGGGAAGUGCAAAUGAAACAUGGGAAUGGGUUAAUCUUUCAGAGAUAUCUCCUGAAGAUAUUCAAUGGGUUGGCGAGGAUCCUGGAAUCAAUCAUCGUGGGGGUUUCGGGGGCUCUGGUCAUGGGGUGAAUAGGUCUGUUGGACGAGAUGGUGUUCCUGGAGGUGGAAGAGGUAGAGGAGCUACAAAGGGGCAAUCCAGAAAAGAUUUUUUGUCAUCACAGAAUGGCAUAGGAAAGAAGGCGCCUGAUGAUAUACAAAUACUUCACACAGACACACUAAUCAAGGAGGUGGAGAGGGUAUUCAGUGUAAAUCAUCCUGAUCCCCUUGAAAUUGAGAAAGCAAAGAAAGUAUUGAAGGAUCAUGAACAGGCUCUUAUUGAUGCAAUAGCAAGACUUAAUGAUCUCUCUGAUGGUGAAAGUGAUGGGGCUGGCCAUCAUUUCUCACAUGCCCAAUCAAUGGAUCGAGAGUGA